AUGCUAUCUCUUCCUUUCAUGGCAAAGUUGGGCAAAUGCUUUAAUGUCGAAGACCCUAGAUCUUAUGUGGACCAGUUUAUUAAGACUUUGCAAGCCGCCUUCGAUAAGUUUUAUUAUGUGAAUCCGCGUGUUAGGGCCUUAGAUAUUGCUACUCUAAUGUACUACGAAACUGGCAAACCAGUGGCUAAGGCUCUUAGUGAGGUCGACUAUGUGCUUGGCUUUGCCUGGUGGUUUGCUGGCGAGUCCGAGAGAAUUAGAGCUGCAGCUAUUACCGCAGGCUGCUCUAUCGUGGUUAAGCCCUUACCUAAGAUGCCUUAUAGUGUUUCAGCGCUUGCUGACCUAGCUCUCCGGGCUGGCCUUCCUGCUGGUGUUUUCAACGUUAUCACGACCUGCAACACCAACACACCUGUAGUAAGUAAACGAUUAUGCAAGCAUAAUCUGGUCCGAAAAGUGACCUUUACUGGAAGCACAACAGUUGGCAGUAUUGUAGCAAAGCAUUGCAGUAAGGGUCCUAAGAAGCUCACGAUAGAACUCGGCGGUAACUGCCCCUUCAUUGUGUUUAAUAACGGAGAUUUAGAUCAAACUAUAUCAGCACUUAUGAUUCUAAAGUGUAGUAUCCACAAUGCUUUCGUUUCAAAGGUAGUAGCAGCCACCAAAGACAAUAUCAAGGUCGGCCACGGCGUUAAGAAGGGCACGACUAUAGGCCCCUUGACCACGCAGCGAGGCAUUGAUAAGCUCAAGAAGCAUAUCGAAGAUGCUCCCCCUAACUCGUCCAAGGGUUACUUCUUUGAGCCUAUAGUUAUUUCUAGCAUAACUCCUAAUAUGUUAACUACCGUCGAGGAAAUCUUCAGUCCUCUCUUAGGGAAUUCUUCGUGUGCCGAAUCUCCUUUCGGCGGGAUUAAAAUGUCAGGCUAUGGCAAGGUGGCUGGCAAGGAUGUUGCUAUUAAGGAACACCUUAUCACCAAGACCGGAACGUUAACUAUGGAUAGUAUACCUAUGGUCUAA
Messenger RNA from Fusarium oxysporum Fo47, 1005 nucleotides. Its product is annotated as Aldehyde/histidinol dehydrogenase. The record is from RefSeq and is a predicted model, not a curated record. Gene Ontology annotation, molecular function: succinate-semialdehyde dehydrogenase (NAD+) activity. The transcript is spliced from 9 exons. Bases 1 to 1005 code for a protein of 334 amino acids. Lineage: Eukaryota; Fungi; Ascomycota; Sordariomycetes; Hypocreales; Nectriaceae.